This is a messenger RNA of Lodderomyces beijingensis, 861 nucleotides long. NCBI's taxonomy places the organism in Eukaryota, Fungi, Ascomycota, Pichiomycetes, Serinales, Debaryomycetaceae. The record is from the annotation of a GenBank genome assembly.
AUGGCGUCCAGACAAUCUCAAAGACGAUUAAGCAAAGAAUACAAGUCGAUCCAGACGACCCCGCCGCCGUUUAUAACCGCAAAGCCCAAUGACGAAAACAUCUUGGAAUGGCACUAUAUAAUAACGGGACCAACAAAUACCCCAUUUGAACUGGGCCAAUACCACGGAAUGUUGCGUUUCCCUCAAGAAUACCCGUUCAAGCCUCCUUCAAUAUCGAUAAUCACCCCCAAUGGACGCUUUGCCACGAACCAGAGAUUAUGUUUGAGCAUGAGUGAUUAUCACCCUGAUACAUGGAACCCCGCCUGGAGCGUAGCUACGAUUUUGACUGGGUUGCUUAGUUUCAUGACCGGCGACGAGUCCACUACUGGCUCUAUCACGACUUCGGAUAACGUUAAGCGGAAACUAGCUCGGGAAAGCUUGCAAUGGAACAUUAAGGAAAACCCCAGGUUCACCAAACAGUUCCCCGAUGUAGUUGUGCUGAACAAGCAGGAGUUGGCUAAACGAGCCCAGGCUGAAGCCGAGGAGAAGUUGAAAGCGUUGAAUAGCAGUAAUUGUCACGGCGGUGCUGGCGGUGCCGGCGGUGGUCGUGGAGGUGGUGCCAAUUUGGGGAUGUACCAGGAUGGUAUUUUGGCGGAACAGCCUAUUGAUUUUUCACAAUUAGAUAAAUUAGAUCCGGAGGAUAGAGCUAGAAUUCUUGUUGAGCACGAAAAGAGAAUGGCGAUGUUGGAAACUGCUGCUGCCUCAGCUAAUCAUAACGGACUUGUUAGAAAUUUGUUGAGCGGGGGUGGCAUAUUGGGAUUAGCGGGUGUUGCUAUUGCUGCUGUCAUUGCGGCAUAUUUCAGUAUACUUAGAAGAGGUUAA